ACCUCUCUCUCUGUGUCUCUGUAGUUAAGAAGGACCAGGAGGGAGUGGAGGAGAAGAAGAUGACUAAGAAGGUGAAGGAGCUGAAGGUGUUGGACUCCAAGUCCUCCCAGAACCUCUCCAUCUUCCUGGGCUCGUUCCGUAUGCCCUACGAGGAGAUUAAGAACGUCAUCCUGGAGAUCAACGAGAAGCUGCUUUCUGAGUCCAUGGUGCAGAAUCUGAUCAAGCAGUUGCCAGAACAGGAGACGCUGAAUGUUCUGGGGGAGAUGAAGGAUGAGUAUGAAGACCUGGCAGAGGCCGAGCAGUUUGGAGUCGUGAUGUCGACAGUGAAGCGUCUGAAGCCCCGGCUGACGGCCAUCUUGUUCCGGCUGCAGUUUGAAGAGCAGCUGAACAACAUCAAGCCGGAUGUGGUGUCCGUGACGGCGGCCUGCGAGGAACUGAAGAAGAGCACCACCUUCUCCCAGCUACUGCAGAUCAUCCUGCUGGUGGGCAACUACAUGAACGCUGGUUCCCGCAACGCCAAGGCCUUUGGAUUCAGCAUCAGCUACCUCUGCAAGCUGCGGGACACCAAGACAACUGACCUGAAGCAGACUCUCCUGCACUUCCUGGCUGACGUGUGUCAGGAGCAGUACCCCGACGUCCUGACGUUCCCCGACGAACUCGUUCACGUAGAGAAGGCUAGCCGAGUGUCGGCUGAGACCCUGCAGAAGAACCUGGUGCAGAUGGGCUGUGCGUUGAAGACUCUGGACAAAGAUCUGGAGACCUUCCCUCCUCCACAGAGUGAUAGGGACAUGUUUGUGGAGAAAAUGACUAGCUUUGUGGCCAGUGCUAAAGAGCAACAUGAGAAGUUGGACAUGAUGCAUAAGAACAUGGAGAAGCAGUACUCCGACCUGGGGAAAUACUUUGUGUUCGACCCUCGCAAGAUUUCUGUCGAAGAGUUCUUCGGUGACCUCAACAACUUCAAGAACAUGUUCCAGCAAGCGGUGAAGGAGAAUGCGAAGAGGAGGGAGUCAGAGGAGAAGAUCAGGAGAGCCAAGCUGGCCAAGGAGAAGGCUGACAGAGAGAAGGAGGAGAAACAGAAGAGAAGCCAACAACUGGACCUCAACGCAGAGGGUGAUGAGACUGGUAUCAUGGACGACCUGAUGGAGGCGCUGCAGUCUGGGGCUGCCUUCAGGAGGAAGAGAGGACCACGACAAGCUGCCAACCGGAGAGCUGGUCAUGCAGUGACGAACAUCUUGGCCAAAGAGUUGAUGCAGGAGGACACCGCACCCCGCUUCAGCAAACCACCCAAUAAGAAGAACAAGAUGGCGCAGAUGGAGGAGCCUAGCAUAGAGGGGGCGGGGUCACUAGAGGACCUCUUAGAGGACAGUCUAUCACGGUCCAAUUAAAGGAGAUGGGUGGAAGUUUGCCCUUAGCCACAGAUCUAGGAUAAGCUCGUCUUACUCAUAUCCUAACCUUAACCAUAGAGAAAUAUAGAAACUGUUCUUCAAUCAGUGUCUAAGGGCAACUUCAUCCUCCUGCCAGUUGAAGGAGGAGUCUGUGCCCAUUGUCCUUCAUGGGACCACCGGAUUGGACAUGCUGGGACUGAAGGAGCCAAUGGGUGAGGGCGGGGCUCUCACCAUGACACAGUCCCAGGGUUUUCCACGCUGAGGGACGACUCUUGCUUUGCCAUAUAAACAUAUCCCUGUUCAAGCAUCAGCAUCUGCACACAUCCACUGCACUCUCUCUCUCUCUCUCACACACAUCCACUGCUCUCUCUCUCUCUCUCUCUCUCUCUCUCUCUCUCUCUCUCACACAUCCACUGCUCUCUCUCUCUCUCUCUCUCUCUCUCUCUCUCUCACAUCCACUGCUCUCUCUCUCUCUCUCUCUCUCACAUCCACUGCUCUCUCUCUCUCUCUCUCU
This is a messenger RNA of Oncorhynchus nerka (sockeye salmon), 1899 nucleotides long. It is a transcript of the gene diaph1, whose product is annotated as protein diaphanous homolog 1. Gene Ontology annotation, biological process: actin filament polymerization. Gene Ontology annotation, cellular component: actin filament. The transcript has 10 exons. The record is from RefSeq and is a predicted model, not a curated record. Lineage: Eukaryota; Metazoa; Chordata; Actinopteri; Salmoniformes; Salmonidae. Bases 60 to 1385 code for a protein of 441 amino acids.